GAGCAGCGGCGUCGUCGUCAACUCGUCAUCGUCGUGUCAGUUCCCAAUUCCAAUCCAAAGCCCGCAGCCAUGUCAGCGCCGACCAAUCUCCCACCGCCGGCCGCCGCCGCCGCGCCGCCCCUCGCCGACCUUCUGGAGACCGCCACCUUCGCGCCCCCUGCGCCGGCGCCUCCGCCGCCCACCCCCACCGCCAUCCUCUCCGCGUGGUCGAACCUCAGCACCGCCACUCCAUCCUCCUCUUCUCCGUCCACCCUCGCCGCCCUCGAGACCCUCCACCUCCACCGCCGCUCGCUCCGCCUCAGCUCGGCGCACCUCGAGCAGCUCCUCCCGCUCCUCUCGCUCCACCCCCGCCUCGUCGCCCCGCUGCUCGCCACCGCCCCGCAUCUCCUCACCUCCUCUUCGCUCCCCCUCUCCUCCCUCCCCCUCGCCCCUCGACUCCUCCUCCUCGGCGCGCUCUCCACCGCCAAGAGCUCCAAGACUUCCCCCAUCAAUUCCAGCUCAGGGACCCCCAGCAGGGGCAGUGACCACGAUCCUGUUGUGGCUGUCAGCCGCAUUCUGGAGGAUUUGGAGCAGGGCGGCGAGAGCUGCGAUGGUAUUGAUCACCUGGCGCUCGCUGGGAUCGGUUACGCGCUGGCAAGUGCAGACGAGCUGCGCUUUCGGGGGAUCAUUGGCUCCCUGGUUAGGAUUUGCGGGAGGGUCGGGAACCUAGGUGUUGGUAUCAGGGUGCUUAAACUGGUGGAGUGGCUGGUCAUGGGGUUCGUCGAGUCGAGGAGGAUGCGCAAGGUUCAGGUUCUGUUGGAGAUAGUCUCGCCGGAAAACUGCGAGAGCCAGGGCUACGUGCUGUUCCCGGUGGUGAUGGCGGCCUGCGGUGCGCUGCGGGCGUUGAGGGUUUCUGCCGUGAGACUCCGGUUGGACUUUGAUCCGAAGUUGAAGGAGGCGCCUGAACGGACCAUCCGUUUCGCGGCUGAGAGGGCGAGUGAAGAAGGGAGGAAUGGUGGUGGUGGUGAUCUUCGCCGUGUCCUUCUUCAGUGUAUCGCAUUGGGCUUGACACGGUGUGGGCAGGUAGCGUAUCAUGAGUCGGUGUUCAAGUGUGUUUCCAUGGCACUGCUGGAGGAGCUCCUCCCUCUGCCACACCUGCUUAGGAUGUCAAUUAAGAGCCCAGAUGGAACUUCUGCUGAGCUUCUCAAGGAUCAGGUUAAGCAACACCAGGAUAGUAUCCUUUUCAGCGAGGCAGGACCGGUGACAGGGGUGCUGUGCAGUCAGUAUUCGUUUGCUGAUCAGAAGGCUAAAGACUAUGUCGAAACUAGCGUAUGUGAAUAUGCGCAGGAGCUGUAUCAUCAUCUUCGUGCAGCAGUGUUGCUGCACCAGGCGAAGCGGAAGGAUUUGCUCGGAGAGAUCGAUAAGAUUGCCGAUGCAGUAUUUUUUAUGAUUGUGGUGUUUGCAGCAGAGGUCACAAAGCACAGGCUGGAUGCAAACUCCUCAGGGGGGUUCCAGCCAGAGGUUGCUGUUAGGAUCUUGGUCGCAUUCUCUUGUGUGGAACAUCUGAGACGCGUGCGUCUUCCUGAGUACACUGAAGCGAUCCAGCGUGCUGUCAUUGUGAAUCAGGAGAAUGCGGCGGCCACUGCUUUGUUCGUUGAGUCAAUGCCUUCAUGUUCUGAGUUGACAAGGAAACCAGAUUUACUAACCAUGGAUGAAACAAGAUAUACCUGUUACAUGGAUGAGGUCCAGACAUCACGCAUAUUGUUUUAUCUGCGAGUUAUGCCUACUUGUAUUUCCCUCAUUCCAGCUCACAUAAUUCGGGAUAAAGUAGCUCCGGUCAUGUUCCUAUAUAUACAACACUCGAACGAAAAAGUAACACGUGCUGCACACUCGGUGAUGGUAUCAUUCCUGUCAUCUGGCACUGAGGCUGACCAGGAUGAUCGAGAAGCUUUGAAAGAGCAACUUGCCUUUGACUAUAUUGGGAGAUCUCUGGAGGUUUACCCUGGGGUAACCCCAUUCGAAGGAUUAGCGUCAGGAGUUGUAGCACUUGUUCGGCACCUUCCUGCAAAGAGCCCUGCCAUUCUUUUCUGUGUCCAUAGUCUUGUUGUGAAAGCUAAAGAUCUUUGCAGUACUGCAAUGGUUGAGGACAGAUCCUUAUGGAGAUCAUGGGAAGAGAGCACAGAACCUUGUAAGAAAAUGUCAGACUUGUUGCUGCGGCUCAUCUUCCUUGUCGAUAUUCAGUCAUUCUCUUAUCUGCUCAAGGAGCUGGCAGAAUUUGUCACUUGGCUACCAAAGGAAGGCCAGGAUGUGCUCCUCGAUGACAUGCAUGCCAGUGUUGCAGAUUCUGAUGAUGUUAUACGGAAGCCCGUGCUUGUGUCGUGGUUGCAGUCCCUAUCUUAUUUAAGCUCUCAAGCUAAUAUUCGUGAAUCUCGCAAUAACGCGAAGAAUGCUCGUUCUACAGGCGGAGUUGAGCUGAGCCUGAACAGAACUGUUGCACGUCUGUGAUAUUUUGUUUUAGGGGAAAACAGUAGGCGAAUUAUGUGCUGUUAAUUUUGUAUGUAAAGAUUUGUACAGGAAAGGUCAAAAGCAAGUUACAGGAAGCUAUCCAGCCAGCUCCCUAGCUCAGAAUAAGCAUUUCUUCUGGCUCUAUUGAAUACUACGGAGUACGUGUCACCUCUUCCAUCAA
Messenger RNA from Lolium perenne, 2665 nucleotides. RefSeq lists its product as uncharacterized. NCBI's taxonomy places the organism in Eukaryota, Viridiplantae, Streptophyta, Magnoliopsida, Poales, Poaceae. The record is from RefSeq and is a predicted model, not a curated record.